AAUUUCACCACCAAACUUUAACCCUACACUCCAAACCUCCCAUGCAUAAUUGAUAAUCAACCUCCUAGACCUUCGCUUUUUCAGAGAAUCAGAGUGUAUAUAUAUAUAUAUGUAUAUAUAUAUAUAUAUAUUCUGUUGUUUUUGUCCACUAAAUCAUCGCUCACUCUCUGAUCUCUCACUUUUGAAUCAAACUUCAUACCAUGGAUGACCUAAUCAUCUCUCCUUCUUCAUCUUCUUCCUUGGUGUCUCUCCCACAUGAGCCAACCCUACAACAGAGGCUGCAGUUCAUACUCCAAAGCCAGCCGGAGUUGUGGUCCUACGCCAUUUUCUGGCAGGCUUCAAACGACGUCGAAAAUAGCCGACUCCUUCUCGGUUGGGGAGACGGCCAUUUUCAGGGCCCCAAGGACCCAUCACCCGACCUCAACAACAGCCUCUCCUCCUCGGGGAUAGAGCUCCAUUCCGACAGAAGAAAAAUCAUCAAGGGCAUACAGUCCAUCCUCAACGACAACAGCAACAACAACUUGCAUUUGGAGCUCGACAUGGACAACUUCAUGGCCCUAAACGGCGACGUCUCCAACGCCGAGUGGUUCUAUGCCAUGUCCUUGACCCGAUCUUUCACCGUUGGGGACGGCUCUGUCCCCGGCAAGGCUUUUGGCUCCGGGUCCUUCGUCUGGCUGAGCGGGGCACACGAGCUUCAGUUCAACAGCUGUGAGAGAGCCAAAGAGGCCCAAAUCCACGGGAUCGAGACCUUGAUCUGCAUCCCGACAUCCGACGGUGUUCUUGAAAUGGGUUCCUCCGGUUUGGUCAGAGAGAACUGGGGGUUGAUCCAGCAAGCGAAGUCCUUAUUCGGGUCGGAUCAGCCGUACCCGGAGACAAGACCGCUCGAGUUUAUCAGCAGGAACUUCUCAUUUGCCGACAUCGGCAUCAUUGCCGGCGUGCAGGAAGAGGAUCACAGCUCGUACAAUGACGACAAGACACAUGUUAAGGGUUAUAACAAGAGGAAGAACAACGCAGCUCCGAACCCAAACCCGACAGACUUUGCUGAUUCCGACUUUCAGCUGAAGAGAACACCGAAGAAAAGGGGCCGGAAACCCGGGGUGGGGAGAGACACGCCGCUGAACCACGUGGAAGCGGAGCGGCAGCGGCGGGAGAAGCUCAACCACCGGUUCUAUGCGCUACGUGCGGUAGUCCCCAACGUGUCGAGAAUGGACAAGGCGUCGCUGCUGUCCGAUGCCGUGUCGUAUAUCAAGGACCUGAAAGUCAAGGUGGAAGAGCUGGAGUCGAAGCUGCAGAGGGAGUCGAAGAAAGUGAAAGUGGAAAUGGCGGACAACCUGGACAACCAGAGCACCACCACCACCGCCUCCGUGGAGCAAACACAAACAGUAAGUCUGGAUGAUAACAACAACACCAACAAUGGGUCGGGUCUUGAAAUUGAGGUGAAGAUAGUGGGCACGGACGCCAUGAUUAGGGUUCAAUCGGAGAAUGUGAACUACCCAUCUGCGAGGUUGAUGACGGCGAUGCGUGACCUAGAGUUCCAUAUCCAACAUGCGAGCUUGUCAAACAUUAAUGAUCUUAUGCUUCAAGAUAUUGUGGUGAAAGUUCCUGAUAAUAUGAAAAGCGAAGAAGGUCUCAAGGCUGCUAUACACGGAAUAUUAGAUCAAAACUAAGCUUCAUUUCUUAAUUAAUGGGUACGUAUGGAUAUAUAAUCAAUUCCAGUUCUCUUUUGUGUUGUUUUGUAAAAUACUAUGUAGAGCUCGAUCUUCUAAUAUUAUAGGUCGGAAUGUGUUACGAAAUAUAAUGUCUUCGCUAGGGUGUCGUCUAGAUUCAUAAUAUAUUGUGUUUCAUGUCCUUGAA
Messenger RNA from Argentina anserina (silverweed cinquefoil), 1854 nucleotides. Its product is annotated as transcription factor MYC2. Gene Ontology annotation, biological process: regulation of DNA-templated transcription. The record is from RefSeq and is a predicted model, not a curated record. Gene Ontology annotation, cellular component: nucleus. NCBI's taxonomy places the organism in Eukaryota, Viridiplantae, Streptophyta, Magnoliopsida, Rosales, Rosaceae. The transcript has a single exon. Bases 201 to 1667 code for a protein of 488 amino acids. Gene Ontology annotation, molecular function: DNA-binding transcription factor activity; protein dimerization activity; transcription cis-regulatory region binding.